This is a messenger RNA of Nyctereutes procyonoides (raccoon dog), 924 nucleotides long. RefSeq names its product basic salivary proline-rich protein 3-like. The coding region runs from base 1 to 924 and encodes 307 amino acids. The transcript has 2 exons. Lineage: Eukaryota; Metazoa; Chordata; Mammalia; Carnivora; Canidae. The record is from RefSeq and is a predicted model, not a curated record.
AUGCACAAGUCUCUGGUGUACACUUUGAGACAUUUUGACAUGUGUAUACACCCCAGUCACCACCACUCAGGUCGAGGCACAGAGUUGUACAGAGAUACCCCCUGGAGCCUGGCACCGGGUCUGGCAGGUGGCAGGAGUGCAACCGGCUCUGAAUCUACCCUACGAGAGCAUCGAUCCCACGGGAAGCUGAGGCUGUGGGCGGACGCCAGGCCGGGCAGCGCGGACCGGGCCCAGGUCCCGGCUCUGGAGGCGCGCGCGGGCCGUCCCCGGGCUCCCCGCAGCGCCGCCCUCUGGGCCGCGCGUCCGCCGCGGGUGGGAGCGAGCCUGCUGACCCCGCCCGGUGGUGCCCCCUGCCGCCGGCCGGGCCGCGCGCGGACCCACGGCCCCGUGGGAGGGGAGAGGGUCACCCAGUCUCCGGAGCCCCGUGCGGCGACCGGCAAAGGGCAGGGCCUCCGUUCGCGGAAGGACAGCCACCUGCCCUUUCAUUUUCCUCCGAAGGACAUUUCCCUGAGUUUUGGGGGCUUCCCAAACUAUUCCUUCCCCCAGAAUAGAGGGACCAAGGGCAGGCGGCCUUUUCGGUGGAGCGCUGCUGCCCCCAGCUGGCCGCGGGGGGCACUACCGCCGGGGGGGCCGCCCGAGCCCCGCGCGUCUCGGCGUCUCGGCGUCUCGGCGUCCGGCUCUCGGCGUCCCGGCUCCGGGGCUCCUUCCUCGCGCCCUGGGCCCCGGGUCUUCGCGAGGCAGAGGUCUGUGAGGGCCACCACCCGGCCGCCAGCCCCGCCCGGAGUACGGCUCUUCCCGGGAGAGCCAGCCCGCCCCAGCUGUGUGUGGGUGUGGGGGGAUGUGGCCCCCACACCUGGGGGGCGGCUGGGCUGGGCUGGGCUGGGCUGGGCUGGACGGAAGCUUGCAGCGCCUGCCCAGUGUUAA